GAGAUCGGGUUCUACCCGAACCUGAAAUUAGCCGUGCUGUCCCGGACGUCCGAGAUCCGCCACGAAGACAAGAACAGGUGCAAGAAACGCCUGGUGAAUUACAUCGAGGCGGAAUGCGCCUUCGUCAACACCAAUCACCCUUCGAUGAGGCGGAAAGCCGUUUCAAUCGAGGUGGACAAAUUUGCUUUAAAAACAACAAGCAACAACAAGCGGGAUUCUUCUGAAUGCCGAGGACAGACAUUGGGAGGCCGCAUCCCUUCCGUCUGUCGUGCCUGCCUCCCAAUUGGGAGGCAGGCACGAUGGGGCACGAUGGGCAGACGAUGCCCUGACACUAUGUGCGGCAAUGCUGAUACCGACGACCCGAGCGUCCACCAAGGCAGUCUCCUCGUCGGGAACGAACCCUGGCGGCUCAACAUCACGCGAAGUCGUCUUCACUUCUCCAAAUCGGGCCCUCUGGUGGGCAUCGACGUACAUGCGUAUCGACGACUGAGAAAUGGAGACAUCUGCAUUGGGGUGAAGAACGACUACAAGAAAUGUGCGAAAACGUUCAUCAUUUCUUGGUUCGACGGCGGAUUCCUAUGGGACGAGAACGCGCUGAUCAUGGAGGCGGUGUACGACGGAACGGAGGGGAAAGAAGUCGGUGAGCAAUGGGAAUCCAAGUUCAAAGAAGCCGGGAUUCACGUCGUCAACUUA
This is a messenger RNA of Darwinula stevensoni, 693 nucleotides long. The record is from the annotation of a GenBank genome assembly. NCBI's taxonomy places the organism in Eukaryota, Metazoa, Arthropoda, Ostracoda, Podocopida, Darwinulidae.